GCCGCCGGGACGCACGGGACUACCUUACGAUAGAGAAACUGACUUAAACUAACCCAACCCAACCCAACCAAACGUAGCCUGAACGCAAACUGCAAUAAAUGAGGCGACGAGAAGAUCUAGGACACGUUCAUCGGAUAAUGAGGUCCAGAAGGAGUGCGCGAGUGUUGUCCCUCAUCAGGCCACUCCGCUGUCCUCCAGAGGGACAGUGUCAUGGCCCGCCCCCAUGAGGAGGAGCUCGUCUUCAAACGAAACACAGUCUGGAUAUGUCUGCUAUGCCCAGACCUAUGCCCCUGCAUAUGGACAGGCACGGAAUGUGGAGCCAUCAUUACAUUGCAGAGCAUGCUCGAGCAGGCAGCCAGCCAGCCAGUGGGGAGCUCAGUGACGAGAAUCUUCCAGUGCACACUAUGAUGAGGGCAGAAUUAAAAGAUGGACGAUUAUCUGAAGCUCGGGAGAGCUGCAAUAAACAAACAAGGAAUCGCUUUACAAGGCACGAGAAGGUGGUUCAGCGAGAGAGAGAGAGAGAUUUGGGCCAGCGUCGUUGCUUGUGACUGAAGACUGAUGGCCUCGAGCCAAGCGAACCACGUAACCCACAGUACCAAGUAACCAUACGUGCCACGUACUGACGUCUCACGGAUCACGAUCUCCUCGCUUUCUUGUUUCGAUCGACGACACAGUACGUCCGCUUGCUUCCUCUCCUCGUCUGUACCUGGUUACCAACUCCCCACGAUCUUUCACUCGGAGACCGGAAUACCUACAGUAGGGAGUCCUCGUCCUAUGGUCACCGGCUAGAGUUGUCGCCUCCGCACAGAGCCGGUCGUUUUCCUGGCUUUUAAUUCGGACAAGUCGGACCUUUCUGUAGUUUGACAUGACGACACGUGGAUUUUUUGGGUUUUUUUAAGAUGCGGUGUAGGCUCUCUUCUUCAAUUUCUAUGGUGCUCAGUGAGUUCGUGUUUACUUUGCUGGAAACAUUCAGAAGGUGGUCAAGUUGACGACUGUUAGAGGUCUUUCGAUUGACCAUGUUGGUCCUAUUAGUGCUUGUACUGGUGAUGCCAUCCAUCCAGAUUUUUGCUCGAGCGAAUCUACCUCCCAUGAGAAUUAUUUCAUGAGAAUUUAUAGUGAGGUUGAGUUUGAAGAUAAAGGGAGG
Messenger RNA from Marchantia polymorpha subsp. ruderalis, 1144 nucleotides. NCBI's taxonomy places the organism in Eukaryota, Viridiplantae, Streptophyta, Marchantiopsida, Marchantiales, Marchantiaceae. The record is from the annotation of a GenBank genome assembly.